AUGCCAACUUGUUCGGUUUCUAGUAUUAUAUUUUUAGCACUUGCUCCGAAUGGAACUAAUAUUAUUCCAGUGUCUUAUAGUCAAGCCAAAACUUUAACUAAAUUAAUAAAAUUUCAAGUUGAUCCUCCAGGAACUCCGACAAGAGAACAAUUAUUAGAAAAAUAUGUUACACCAUCUGUGUUGUAUGGUAAUACUUGCAUAUUAAUCCUUCAUCAUCCAGCUCAAUCGUCUACUCACAAUUCAUCUGGUUCCCAAAUUGUAAUUUACACAGUUCACAGGCUACUUCAAACAACUAGAAAAACUCAUAUUUUACAUCUUCAAUGUUCUGGAUUUUUUCAAAUAAGUACAAUUGACAAUUUAAUUUUGGUACAUCAUCAAGGAUCAAGUAGUACCUUACUUUUUGACAUAGGUUCUGAUUCGGAUAGUUUAGAUCCUGUUAAUAUAAAACCCAUGAUCAAACCCAUGCCUAUGAAGCCUUGCAUAGUUGAUUUACCAGGACAAGAACCUUUUCAAUGUCCUUUAUAUUCCGCCAAUUGGGUUAUUUUUCAACCCAACAUAAUAAUUGAUGCAUUUUUAGGAUUUUUGUGGUAUGUUGAUAUCGAUUUGUCGAUUUUAUGCGAAUUAGAUAUUCCGACGGAAAAAUUAGUUAAUUUUUUACUCAGAAGAAAAACGGAAAAGGCUCUACCAUUGCUUAUCAAGGUCAUAGAAGAUAUAACCGAUCCGUGUAAAGAACCGAAACACGAUUUGAAAGUAAUUUCUCAGGUUUUUGACUUGAUUAAUACGGCUUAUAGAAAACAAUUGAAUAAAUUAGCUCAACCGCAUAUAGGUACUCCUGCGGGUCAGUUAACUAGUCAGCCGACCGUUAUAAAAGACACGGGACCUGAAAAAAUUGUCGUCGACGAGCAAACAAUGUGUUCGAAUAUUUUUUCGAAAUUUUCAGAAAAAAAAAAUUUACCCAAUUACAAUGGAGAAUUCGGGAUAAAAGUCAUUUUAGAAUAUCUUAGAUCUCUCAACGAUUUGCAAAUACCUUUUCAAGAUUUAAAUAAUUUAUUAAUUGAUUGUUUACUUCGGGAAAAACACGGCCUGUCGAGACUUCAUAAUUUGUUACAAUAUAGAGUUUUGCCGGAUUCUAAAUCAUUGGCAUGUUUACUGUUAUCAUUAAAAAAUAUAUAUCCGCCCGCACUUCAAUUAUCAUUGGACAUGCUUAAAAGGUUGGGUAACGCAGAUGAUGAAAUAAUGGAAAUACUUUUACAUAAAAAAUUAAUUUUACCCACUAUAAGAUUUGCGAGAAACGCCGAUAUAAUAAAUCAGUUAUCGGCGAGAAAAUUUUUAGAAGCAGCUCAAGAAACCAACGAUCCGACAUUAUUUUAUUCUGUAUAUAAAUUUUUCGAACAAUCGAAUCAAAGGUCGAAAGGAAUAACGAAUUUUAGCGAUUCGGUUUUGUGUCAGUCAUUCGUCGAACACAUGAAAAAUUUAUUCCCGGAAGAAAAUAAGAGUUUGAAUAACCAAAAGCGUGUCCUGAGGUGA
This is a messenger RNA of Pediculus humanus corporis (human body louse), 1527 nucleotides long. RefSeq lists its product as uncharacterized. NCBI's taxonomy places the organism in Eukaryota, Metazoa, Arthropoda, Insecta, Psocodea, Pediculidae. Gene Ontology annotation, cellular component: Mon1-Ccz1 complex; late endosome membrane; lysosomal membrane. Gene Ontology annotation, biological process: regulation of autophagy. The record is from RefSeq and is a predicted model, not a curated record. The transcript is spliced from 10 exons. Bases 1 to 1527 code for a protein of 508 amino acids.